Molecule: messenger RNA, 2883 nt
Organism: Debaryomyces hansenii CBS767
Lineage: Eukaryota; Fungi; Ascomycota; Pichiomycetes; Serinales; Debaryomycetaceae
Gene: AGE1
Product: Age1p
Exons: 1
Coding region: 1-2883 (960 amino acids)
Biological process (GO): intra-Golgi vesicle-mediated transport
Cellular component (GO): endosome; trans-Golgi network
Molecular function (GO): GTPase activator activity
Source: RefSeq, a predicted model, not a curated record
AUGGAUAAUAUACCACUGUUAUCAUUUCCAUAUGUUCAAUCGCCUGGGAGCCAUAUAUCUCUAAAUAAACUAUUCUUGACCAAUGAUAACGAUACCAUAAGAUACUCAAUAAUAUUGGGACAUGUACAAGAUAUCAAGCAAUGCAUAUCUAUAUCUAAGAUUAACACUAAAACUAAGGAACCAAUUGGAGAUUUGAUGAGUUACAUUCAAAAUCCUUCUACGACCCCAAUGGUCCCAUUAUUAAUUCGAUUUCCGCCCUCAUAUAAUAGAUUGAAAUUGAAUAUAUCAAUAAAGCCUGUGCUUGCAGGGAGUAAUGAUAAAUCAUUGGUUAUAUUGAAAACAUUAGCAGACAACGAUGACAUUAACCACUUAAAAGAAGUUUUACAGGGACAAUCUUAUGAAAGUAUGAGAAUUGAAGUUUCAAAGUUAAAUUAUAAUAAUUUACCGAUAGACCAGAGCCACCAAGAGCACCAGCGAAUAAUAAUAAAUGACAAUUUUAAUAAAAGUAUAUUUCAAGAUAAUAUGAUGAAUACAUUGUUAUGGGAAUUCGAUAGUGCUACAAAUGAAUACACACACUUGUGCAGUUUUAAAGUGUGGGUUGAUGCAAGUAUUCCUAAUGAUAAUGAACCUCCAGUAAACGUGGAUGGCCAAAAAACUAAAGAAGAUGUAGAAGAAGUCAACACACAAUCAGAUAAGAACCUUUUAAGGUCUACUAAAAAAAUACGAUAUGCCAAACUAGCAGAUUAUAGAAAAGUGUUUAGUUUUAAUAUUGAAGAUGGUCCAGAAUUUCGAGAAGCUUUGCAGACUUAUGAAGCUGAAUUACCAGCUUUUAAAAGGAUUUGUGGUGAAUUUAUUGAGCAAAGAAGGAACUUGGAAUUUUACAUGAAAAAAAUUCUCAUAUGCAAGAAAAGAAUAAUAGAAGUAAUGAAUGAUUUAGUCAACUUGCAAUUCAAUUCCUUGUUAUCGCAGUUUAAUUUCAAGAACGACUUCAAAGCUGCAAUUAAUUCUAUAUUUGACCCUUUUGAAAAGAACUUACUUUUUUUCACAAGAGACGUUUGUGAUAGCAAAAUCCUAGAUAAGAUUUCUUCUACUUUGUCUACAAAUCUAACUGGUAAUGAAGCUUCAAGUUCUAAUGAAUUAUUAUACAAUAAAAAGCAUUUUGAGAAUACAUCUAAAGAUUAUUACAGUUGGCUUAAUAAAUAUUUAUCUAAUGAGAAAGAACGUCCAGAACUGAAAUUAUUAAGUAAGAGGAAAAUUUUUGAGCUAUCAAAAUUCCAUUAUUUAAAUCAUUUUAAUCAAUUGUUAAAUAAUCAAUAUUUCAACCAGUUGUUAGAAAAUUUGUUCAAAUUCAUUAACUUGCAUUAUCAUGGUAAAUAUUUACACACUGAAAUAUUUUUAGACAUAAAGUUAAGCAGAAAUCUAUUGUUAGGUAACUACGAGAUAUAUCUAACUGCAUUAUCAAAAUUUAACAGUGAAAAAUUUCAGUUUCGUCAAAUGAUUGAGGCAUGUCAGUCUAACGAAGAAUUGACUAAUGUGAUACGAUACAAUAAGUUGAACCGAUACAUGCCCAAAGAUAAUGUGGAUGUCGUAGAUGACAAUCAAUAUAUCUCCAAAGAUAAUUUAGAUUUAAUAUUUGCAAAAACAUCUCAAGUGAGUACUAUUACGGCUGUUCCUAUGGUAUCGCGAGAUGAUCAAAAUUCUGAAAUGGAAGGAAUAUUGUAUACUUUGGGGGGACAAGGUAAACAGGGAUGGCAUAAGGAGUGGGUGGUGUUGAAAAACGGCCAAUUGACUGAAUAUUCAGAUUGGAGAAAAGGAAAAGUACCUAUUAAUAAGCCAAUUGAGAUUGCUUUAUCUAGUGUUAAACCUAUAAAUUACGAGAAGAGACAAUAUUGUUUCGAAAUAUUUACCUCUUUGGGAAACAAGCAUGUUUUUCAAGCAAUUAAUGAAGACGAAAGAAAUAAAUGGAUUAAAGCGCUAUAUAAUGCCGGCCAGUUGGUUGACAUAAAUAGAUUAAAAGUUACCAAUAAAACUUCUUACAAAGAAAACAAAGAUAACCAAAAAUUGGGAAGCUUGGUUACUGAUUUAGCAAGUAUUAAUAAACCUGGAAUUCCUGGGAAGACACUGGAGGCGUCCGUAUCCCCAAUUUCAAUUCAAUCUAAAACAUCAAUAUUUGACAGGGAUUAUUUGUCACUACUUAGAGCUAUUCCUAAUAGUGACAAUAAUAUGUGUGUUGAUUGUGGGUCUACUGAAUCUGUUGAAUGGGUCUCUGUUAAUUUUUUAGUUGUCUUUUGUGUUAGGUGCUCAUCAUCCCAUAGACAUUUAGGAUCCCAUAUAUCUAGAAUCAGGUCAUUGAAAUUGGAUAAUUUUGAAAAUGAAAAUGAAUUGCUUUUAAAAUAUAUUAAUAACAAAUCAGUCAACGCGUAUUUAGAACAACAAUUAGAGCAAGACGAAAAACUUCAACCAGAAAGCCUGAAUGAGGAACGGUUGCAGUUUAUCAGGAAUAAAUACUUGUUGAAGAACUAUAUCCCAAGUAUCGAUGGCAUUAAUGAUUUACUAGUGAGAUCAAUCCAAAGGAUAGAAGUACAUGAAGUUAUUAAAUAUAUUACAUGUGGCGCUGAUAUAAAUAUGCAAGUACUGAUAAAUAUUGGUUCAACUCAAGACUUCAAAACAAUAUCACUAUUCGAAUAUUCAUUGAGGAAAUUCAUAGAAAUAGAUAACAAUUCUGAUCCGAAAAGACUAUUUAUUAUUUCAGAAUUAUUAUUAUUGAACGGUUGUAAAAUAGACUCGUUGAGCAACCUUAGCCCAGACAUUGGUCUUACGUUUGAAGCUAAUGAAUAUUGGAAGACUAGAAGUUUGAAGUUAAACGGAUUGCGUACUUCGUAA